This is a messenger RNA of Brugia pahangi, 249 nucleotides long. The record is from the annotation of a GenBank genome assembly. Lineage: Eukaryota; Metazoa; Nematoda; Chromadorea; Rhabditida; Onchocercidae.
AUGGCCGAUUUAACAAUACCAACGGAUGUACCACAAAUUCCUCAAGUUGAUAUGAUUAGUGCAACAAGUAAAUUACAACUAGAAGCAGCUGAUGUUCGAAGUAACAAACCUAAUUGGAAUUCUUACUUAAGGAGUCAAAUGAUUACACAGGAAGAUUACGAUUUUAUAACUUCAUAUGAGAUGUCAAAAACUAAGCAAAGUCGUGAUGAGCUUUGGAGAGUAACAAGAUGCAAUGUGCUCAAACAAUGA